Molecule: messenger RNA, 765 nt
Organism: Thermochaetoides thermophila DSM 1495
Lineage: Eukaryota; Fungi; Ascomycota; Sordariomycetes; Sordariales; Chaetomiaceae
Product: 40S ribosomal protein uS3
Exons: 2
Coding region: 1-765 (254 amino acids)
Biological process (GO): translation
Cellular component (GO): nucleus; cytosolic small ribosomal subunit
Molecular function (GO): RNA binding; structural constituent of ribosome
Source: RefSeq, a predicted model, not a curated record
AUGGCUGUUCCCGGCACUCAGAUCUCCAAGAAGAGGAAGUUCGUCGCCGACGGCGUUUUCUACGCUGAGCUGAACGAGUUCUUCCAGCGCGAGCUGGCUGAGGAGGGCUACUCCGGCGUCGAGGUCCGCGUUACUCCAACCGUCACCGAUAUCAUCAUUCGCGCCACCCACACCCAGGAGGUCCUUGGCGAGCAGGGCCGCCGCAUCCGCGAGCUCACCAGUCUCAUCCAGAAGCGCUUUAAGUUCCCCGAGAACUCCGUCUCCCUCUAUGCCGCCAAGGUUCAGAACCGCGGUCUCUCGGCUGUCGCCCAGUGCGAGUCGCUGCGCUACAAGCUCCUGAAUGGUCUGGCCGUCCGCCGUGCCUGCUACGGCGUUCUCCGCUUCAUCAUGGAGAGCGGUGCCAAGGGUUGCGAGGUUGUCGUCUCCGGCAAGCUUCGCGCUGCCCGCGCCAAGUCCAUGAAGUUCACUGACGGCUUCAUGAUCCACUCUGGCCAGCCAGCUCGUGAGUUCAUCGACACUGCCACCCGUCACGUCCUGCUCCGUCAGGGUGUGCUCGGUAUCAAGGUCAAGAUCAUGCGCGGCAGCGACCCUGAUGGCAAGUCCGGCCCCCAGAAGACUCUUCCUGAUGUCGUCACUGUCAUUGAGCCUAAGGAGGAGACCCCGGUUGUUCAGCCCAUGAGCCAGGACUAUGGCGCUAAAGCCGCUGCCGCUGCUGCGGCCCAGGAGGAGCCGGUCGAGGAGGAGGCUGCCCCCGCGGAGCAAUAG